UAGUCUACUUCUAUGGAUAUACAUAUAUGUAUACUAGAUUGAAGUGUAAACUAUCUAAACUUUAUAUUUUUGUUAUUUGAUUGACAUGUUUGCUGUAUUUUUAUCCUUAGAAAAUGACAGACGUUAUGAUUUAUAAAUAUUUACUUCUUCCUGCAUAUUUCAAUUGUUCGUACAAGUGAUUUUUAUAAUUUGGAGCAAAAUUCUUGUUUUGCAGUCUCAUUAUAUGAUGAUGAUGACUGUUAAUUAGGAAUUAAAAAUGCACGAAUUUUACAACGGAAAUGGGAGCAGAAAACAAAGUUUUGUUAAUUACAGGUUAUAUCAGUUCCUGAUGUUGAAUUAAAAAGAUUGAGAAUAAAAUAGAUUGUUCAGAAAAGAAAUUUUCAUUUAAGACAGUAAAAAUGUCUCGAAUAGAUGUAGCCGCUGUACCGUUGCCAAACAACCAGAAUGAUGCACCUGCAGAUAACCAUAAUUUAACAAAUGCAGUUGGUGCAUCAUUUAAUAACAAUAAUAAUAAUAAUCAUAAUCAUAACAAUAAUAAUAAUAAUAAUAAUAAUGCGAAUGUUACGAGAACCAAUAACAAUCAAAAUCCUCUAUUUCGUAUGCGUGACAGACUGUUUCAUGCACUAUUUAUCAAAGCUUCCUUAACGUAUGCAAGAACCUUUCCAAGACCUGUGAGACGUUUCAUUGAAUUUUUAAUCUUAAUGAAGGCCAUAAUGGCAUUUUUUGUACUAGCUUAUAUUCAUAUAGUUUUCUCAAGAACACCAACAACUUGCUUAGAACACGUGAAAGACGGUUGGCCACGAGAUGGAAUUCUUAGAGUCGAAAUCUUGAGGAAUGCAGCCGAUGAUUAUAGUAUAGAAAAGAGUUAUGCUAAAGAAGAAAAGCUGCGACAAGUUAAAGUAGAUGAUCUAACCAAUGUACUUGGAAUAUUAUCCAGAGAUGGUUUUAUAAAUAUUGAACCAUCAGCAGCAGAUGAGGAACGUGAAAGUCUAAAAGUUGUUAAUAAAAGAAAUUCUCGACAUUUAAAUGUGAUUGAUAGUAGAGUAGUAGGGAUUCAAAGUACGCAACUUCUGAGUCAGGAUGAAAUUACUAAUUACAAUUUAACAAGUAGCACUCUUAGUUCGAUUUCUUCUACAAAACUUUUGUCUGAAUUGAACAUGGAAAAUAGUACGCCAAUGCAAAGUGAAAUACGUUCAAACAUUCCUCUGGAUAAUAUGUCGAAUGAAGAUGCAAAUAAUAUAAUUUCUGAAAACUCUGUAUAUCAGUUGAAAAGUUCUGUACCUGAAUUGGAAAAAGCCGUGAAAGCAGAUGACGAGUAUAUCGUGGAAUAUUCUUUAGAAUAUGGAUUUUUACGAUUGUCACCUGCAGCCCGACAAAGACUGAACAUUCCAGUGAAGAUAGUUACAUUAGAUCCUUUAAACGAUGAAUGUUUUGGCGACACAUUUUCACGAUUUAUUCUUGAUGAAUUCUUAGGUUAUGAUGAUUUAUUAAUGGCUAGUGUUAAAACUUUGGCGGAACAAGAAGAUAACAAAGGCUUUUUGAGAAACGUUGUAACUGGAGAACAUUAUCGGUUUGUAAGCAUGUGGAUGGCAAAAACUUCUUACUUGGCAGCAUUUUUUAUCAUGAUUGUAUUUACGGUGUCUGUUUCAAUGCUUCUGAGGUACUCUCAUCAUCAAAUUUUCAUAUUUAUUGUAGAUCUGCUACAGAUGCUGGAAUUCAAUGUGACAGUAUCUUUUCCUGCUGCAUCACUUCUGACCGUUAUUCUAGCUCUUGUUGGAAUGGAGGCCAUAAUGUCAGAAUUCUUUAACGAUACAACUACAGCUUUUUACAUUAUCGUCAUAGUUUGGAUAUGCGACCAGUAUGAUGCUAUUUGUUGCCACACUCCUAUUACAAAAAGGCAUUGGCUAAGAUUCUUCUACCUAUAUCACUUUUCGUUCUACGCAUAUCACUACAGGUUUAAUGGCCAGUACAGCAGUUUGGCCUUAGUUACUUCCUGGCUAUUUAUACAGCAUUCUAUGUUGUAUUUCUUCCAUCACUACGAAUUGCCUGUUAUUUUGGAACAAGCUCAAUUACAACAUUUAUUUUAUGGGAAUCAUGCACAACCGACACAGGCACCAACAUCUAAUAAUAAUUCACGCUCUUCAAGAAUAACACCUACUAUUUCAUCAGUUAAUCUUGAUAGAACUUCAGCAAGUGUUGAACAAACCCAGCAGAAUUACAUAACUGAACUCUCAUUACUGGAUUCUGAUUCAAACAAUUUUGAAGACAGUCAUACACCAGAAGAAGAAAGUACUCCACCUUCAACGAGUGUAGAAAGUAGUUCCAGCGAAGUGUUGGAAUCCCAAGCACCUGAAAUUCAAGAAUCCAUAUCAACAGAAAGAUAUAGCGAAACGCAUAAUGAAGACAAUAAUAUUCAGAUGUCAUCGCCGCAAGAAAUGUCUUUGUCUGAUGGAUUUGAAAUUAUAGACUCUUCUGGAAGUACACAAGCUGAGGAAGCGCCUUAUUCUUUAAAUGAAAAUUCGUAGUUAUUUUAUUAAAAUUGUUAUAUUUGUUAUUGCUCUAAAAAACAAAACAAAAAAUAAAGCUAUGUAUUGAUUAUUUAUUGAUAUAAAGUUUUUAAUAGCAUAUUAAGUCAAUAAGGAUAGUGAUUUUAUUGAAGUGUAAAAUAAUUUUAAAUUAUAAAAAGAUGUUUAUUGUGUAUAUAAUGUCGAUAUAAUGUCUAGAGUUUUGGAUUAACAUUCAAUUACUAUUGUAAUGUAUUUUCUCGAAGCAUUUUGAAAUUUUUUACAAAACAGUCAUUUUCUAUAAAAAUAUACGUUGGAAGAAUUUUUUGACAAGUUAUUCUAACUUACUUUUGAAAUUAAAUUUCAAAUAGUAGAUUCGAAAAUAAAAUACAAACAAAAUAAUAAAUUCGAAAGAUUAAACUUUCGCAAAACUGAAUCAAUAACGAAGUAAUUUUUAAUAAAAUAUCAAGAUAAUUAUUGUAAAUCCAGUUUGGCAUAUAAUAGUGGGUUAAUUAGAAAUAAAAAUAGAAAUAAGCUAAAAAGAA
This is a messenger RNA of Leptopilina heterotoma, 3049 nucleotides long. Its product is annotated as membralin. The transcript is spliced from 14 exons. Gene Ontology annotation, biological process: positive regulation of ERAD pathway; response to endoplasmic reticulum stress. The record is from RefSeq and is a predicted model, not a curated record. NCBI's taxonomy places the organism in Eukaryota, Metazoa, Arthropoda, Insecta, Hymenoptera, Figitidae. Bases 399 to 2525 code for a protein of 708 amino acids. Gene Ontology annotation, cellular component: endoplasmic reticulum.